Drepanopeziza brunnea f. sp. 'multigermtubi' MB_m1 is the source of this 573-nucleotide messenger RNA. RefSeq lists its product as uncharacterized. NCBI's taxonomy places the organism in Eukaryota, Fungi, Ascomycota, Leotiomycetes, Helotiales, Drepanopezizaceae. The record is from RefSeq and is a predicted model, not a curated record.
AUGGUUUCCCUCCGCCCCUUCGUUCUCGCUUACGCAGCUGCAGCUGGUCUCGCCUCCGCAGCUCCAUCGAUAUCCAGUCUUGCUAAGAGGCCCGCAUCAUUCGUUUCCGGCACCGUGAACAACACACGCGAGUUCUACGUCACGAUGGUAGUAACCGAAGGCACUCUCCUCACAAAGUAUGACGGCCAGCAAAUUGAAGCCUACCACACCGGAGCUGGAAUCGCAGACCCUGUCUUCAAAGUUGCCGGGACGCCUGCCUAUCUGAACAAUACCCAGCUGCAAUUCGACGCCAACGCAUACCCAUUCUCGCUGGUCGCGAGUGCGGGCGAUAGCAACUACGCAAGAUGGGAACCGACUUCCAUCGGCAUCAGCUACGGUAGCACAGGCUUUGCAAACCCAGGCUCGAAGGGCAUCAUCAUUAACAGCACCGAGUUCGGCGGCUGGCUCGCGUGCGAGUGGUUCCACGGCGCGAAUCUGCCGCAGCUGUUCCAGCUCAUCAAGGGCUUCAACGCACCUGAUGAUGUCUACCCGGCGAGUUGCGCGAGGGUGAAGCUGGUUCCGAAAUGGAUCUGA